Messenger RNA from Symbiodinium natans, 591 nucleotides. The record is from the annotation of a GenBank genome assembly. NCBI's taxonomy places the organism in Eukaryota, Dinophyceae, Suessiales, Symbiodiniaceae.
AUGGCUCCUGGAAACAAGCAGAAGCAAGCUGCGAGCACUGGUGACGGAUCUUUGGCGAAGGCGGAGGAGGGCAGCAAAGGCAGCAAAGGCAAUGCCGGAGCCAAUGCCGGCGGCGAUGCCGGUGGGGAGCCAGGCGACACGCUUGCGCAGCUCAUGCGGCAACUGGGGCAGUGCCGCAUGCAAGAGUACAAGUUGGAGAACCAGGUGCUCCAAGAGAGCCACCGACGGGUCACCGAGCUCCAGGGGCGGCUGCGCUCCACCGAAUCGCGGCUCAGCGCCGCGGAAUCCAAAGUGGCCGAGUUAGAGAAGGAGCUGGCCAGUGCGAGGUCGAGCACGCAGAGUCAGAACCAAAACAACUUCGAAGGUGCCUACGAUGCCAAGAAGCCACCCUGCUUCCGCACAGCCAAUCAGGACAUCAAAGGCAACAUGGAGAUCGGCUACCUGUCCGUGCAGAAUGGCGCCCUCGUUGUCGCCACGCACCUCCAGGAAGACUACUACUUCGGCUACCAGUUCGACCAGCCCAGCAACCAAGGAUGGUUUCCGGUUGCCCAGACGCGCGACUUCGACCGGCGCGAGUUUGGGCAGAAGUAG